Messenger RNA from Sphaeramia orbicularis (orbiculate cardinalfish), 3867 nucleotides. It is a transcript of the gene six4a, whose product is annotated as SIX homeobox 4a. Gene Ontology annotation, biological process: regulation of transcription by RNA polymerase II. Gene Ontology annotation, cellular component: nucleus; transcription regulator complex. The record is from RefSeq and is a predicted model, not a curated record. The coding region runs from base 137 to 2188 and encodes 683 amino acids. The transcript is spliced from 3 exons. Lineage: Eukaryota; Metazoa; Chordata; Actinopteri; Kurtiformes; Apogonidae. Gene Ontology annotation, molecular function: RNA polymerase II cis-regulatory region sequence-specific DNA binding; DNA-binding transcription factor activity, RNA polymerase II-specific.
GUCACGUUGGAAGGAAAAGGGGAGAGAGAUAUCUACUUACAGCUGCUGUCAGAUAUCCGAUCGCAUUCGCAUGGCGAGGAGGUAACCUGAUCGAGCUGGGAGGAGUGACUUUACCAGGGAAGGCUUGAACAAAAAAAUGUCUUCUUCUUCGGCCGGAGAAGUCACAACAGCAAAUGACAUCAAGAGGGAAAAUGUGAAGGAGGUGGAUAAGCGGGAGUGCAUCAAGCUUGUGGCGCUGGACGCGGCGGAGUUGUCCAUGGAGCGCACAACUCCAAACACGGACGCGGUGCGCACGGAGUUGUUGGUGAGCGCCGCUUCCUCUCUGGCUUUCUCCCCAGAGCAAGUGGCGUGUGUCUGCGAGGCUUUGCAGCAGGGAGGCAAUGUGGACCGGCUGGCCAGGUUCUUAUGGUCCUUGCCACAGAGUGACCUAUUACGCGGCAACGAAAGCAUCCUAAAAGCCCAAGCGCUGGUUGCUUUUCACCAGGCUCGGUAUCAGGAGCUGUACAGUAUUUUGGAGAACCACAGUUUCAGUCCGUCCAACCACACCUUUCUGCAAGAUCUGUGGUACAAGGCCCGGUACACCGAGGCGGAGAAGGCGCGGGGAAGACCCUUGGGUGCCGUAGAUAAGUACCGAAUCCGGAGAAAGUACCCUCUCCCCAGGACUAUCUGGGACGGCGAGGAGACGGUGUAUUGUUUCAAGGAGAGGUCCCGAAACGCGCUAAAGGAUUUGUACAAUCAGAAUAGGUACCCGUCUCCUGCCGAGAAAAGAAAUCUCGCCAAGAUCACAGGACUCUCCUUGACCCAGGUCAGCAACUGGUUUAAAAACAGAAGACAGAGAGACAGAAACCCGUCCGAGGCACAGUCAAAAAGUGAAUCUGAUGGAAACCACAGCACAGAGGAUGAGUCGAGCAAAGGCCAAGAGGAGCUAUCUCCUCGACCGCUCUCUAACUCCUCAGAUGGUGUGAUCACCCAUGGGACCCUCCCUAUUCAGACAGGGUCUCUGGACACUGGGGUGGUCAUCCAACAGAUUGGGGAUAUCAAGAUGCCCCCUGGAUCCAACAGCGGUGGCCUCUACAACGGAAGUCUAGUGACCAGUAACACCUCUUCCACUGUGUUUCACAACGGUGGCUCCUCUUAUCUCCACACACCUGGAAACAUCCUCUUCAACGGACUGAAUCUGGGCAUCCAGCCCUUGUCCUUCAACCCUCUGAGGCCGCCAGGAGGGGUCCUGCUGGGUGGCUCUGGAGUUGAUAUGCAGAUGCAGGCAGGACAGGAAAAAGGACUGGGUAGUUCUGCUGAGGACUCAAGCCUGCAGUACGCCUCCUACUCAGGCUGUGUGAAUGGAUCAGAGGUGAAACUAGAGGGGGUUCACACCAUGGCUCCGCAAAAUGGGGGCUCUUCAGUGCUGACGUUUAGUUCUGCAUCAGGUGCGCUCCAGCUGGGAGGAUACAGCCUGGUCCAGGUACCGAGUGGAGUCUCAGACAGUGAUGGCAGCUCAUUACUCAACAGCGACGUAGGUCUUCCUCCUCUUCAGCUCUCUUCUGCCUCCUCUUCCUCAACAAUCGCACAACAAGGUACCAUGCCUUUGAACAAUGUAGCAGUAUCUUCCGCCAGUGACAACUCGUUCCAGCAGCAGGACAAGAUGACCAUGUCAUCGCUGCACCACAGCACAGUCCUCUACAGCCUGGGCAACACCAAUCAGCCGUCCAUCAAGAAGGAGCCUCUGGAGGGGGGGGUCUUCUCUUCGUACCAUCACGGACUCCACCUAGACCCCAGCGGUCAGAUCAGCUACACCACCCCCAACUCAGAGGAGGUUCCUUCCAGCCAAGGUCCUGCCUCAACUACGGAGGUCUCAGCCGUCAGCUCAUCCAGCCCUGAACCAGAGGUGUACACCACCCUCACUGUCAGCACGCCCCUCAUGACCCAAACGGACCCGAACAGCCACCACCUCCAGCCCACAGACUACCUAGGGGGCCAUGAGGUCAGAGGGGCCCCGUCCUCACACCUGAUGGGCUCCGGCUUAAACAGUAAUUACAUGAACCUUUCAGAGAGCAAGGUGGACGGGUCGGGCUCGGGAGGCGUGAAUGAGAUGGUGAGAGCGAUCUGUGGGGAGAUGGAGGCUGUGGAGGGGAAGGAGCUAGCCAAACUACAGACAGUGCAGAUGGACGAAGACAUGGCUGACCUUUAACCUCAAAACCAUCACCCUGUAGAAGCACUCAUGUCCACCAAAGCAGUGAUAUGGUGAAUCUUUUUACUUUAGUGUGAGAGUGUGUGUGGAUUGUUUUUUUUUUUUUACCAUCAUAUCUUUUAAAUGUUAAAUUAUUUGCAGAUGUUGUGUUCAGUUGAAUUUUACAAUGCACUCUAGUCAGAGAAGUCCUGUGGGUGGGCAUUAUCAAUUUGCCGUAAAAAAAUUCCCUGACAUGUUUUAAAAGCCUCAACAAUAAGACUAAACAUUACGACUGUUACGUGCUAAUAGAAGAAGUCACUGUAUGUGUUUGAGCCAUGUUUAAAUGUACAUUUUUAUAGACAACACCUGCUACUUCCUGUUGAGUGGAUUUGAUCUGCAGAAGCAGGUGCUGGAAUGCCUCAAGUCAUGUGACCAGGAUGUUCCUCCAAACUAAAUGCGUCAUCUGGGUCAAACCAAAAAGGUCAUUCGAUGGAGGGAAGAGGGAGAGCGUCUCAGUGAAAAUGCUCAGUUAAACAGCGACAGCUUUACUGAAGGACUGUAUACAUGUACGGGGAAUAAUACGUCAUUAUUCACAUAAAGCUGCUGAAAAAGUGUCCUUCAGUAAGCACCUUAAAUUCUUUAAAUGCCUUUAGAGUCACUGCAAAACCCUACGUUUCUGCUUUAUACUGCAUCAUACCAAAAUGAACUAGAAAUGUUUUAGCGUGGUGGGUGUUCAUAACUAGACUUAAAGACAUAUGUGCCUUUCUGCUACUUAAAAUAUACAUGGCAUUGGUCUGUUUUGGCAUUUGCACUACCAUGAUGACAUUACAAUGUACAUGUUUCAAACAGCCUUCAUGUUGGAGGAUCUGUCAGCGUCACACACCUUAACAAAUACACACUCUUUCAACGACAACUCCUAUUUCAAGCCUCAUCAUCAACUGGCAACACGUGAGACCCAGAUAUGAAUGAAACAAAGAUCACGCUUUCGAUCCACACGUUGCCCAUCAUGUGUUGUUUAUUAUGCUGCAGCUCAUAGUACGUUAACUAGAUGUGAUGAAGCUAUUCUAUAUUGUGUUUCAUUUUGACGUGUCUCUCCAAAUGUCAGUAAUCGUGAAUGAUAUUUUUAUAUAAAGCCAGAUGCAAACAGCAGUGUGAAUGCUUUAAAAUGUAUAAGGAACAAAAGGGACAGAGUGUAGUCUUGUCUUUAAAGUGGAGAAGGAUUGCAUGGAGUCAUAAGGUUUUGGACACUAGUGCCUUUUACUUUUGCUUUGUGAAUAACACUGAAAGCAGCUCCGCCGUAGCUUCUGACAGUGACGCCGCAGCCUGAGAGAUUUACCACCAACACCACCACCACGGUCGACGCCACCACUGCUGCUGCUGCUGCCGGCACAUUUGUUGGGUGUCAGAUGAGGCAAAGACAAGAGAAUGUGGAGCCCAUUUGUCAAGUGUGUCCAGUGCUUUUCACAACAGGAGUCUAAUUCCUGGCUGUCAUACGUGACCAUAAUAGCACAUUUCAGCCUCACAGCCAACACACAUCAAGCACAAAUAUCAGUGCAUCACACAUCUUCUUAUAGUCGGAAUAAAGUGGUAAGAUUUUACUUUGUCUAGAUUCAUGAUCCCAUCAAUCUGAAAGGACAUUUCAGCAGAACUAUGCUCAGAGCUUUAUUGUCAUACACCAAAAAGAAGUCAUGGGUGAAAAG